Messenger RNA from Tachyglossus aculeatus (Australian echidna), 654 nucleotides. RefSeq names its product prefoldin subunit 4 (gene PFDN4). Gene Ontology annotation, biological process: protein folding. The annotation marks the transcript as partial. Gene Ontology annotation, cellular component: prefoldin complex; cytoplasm. Lineage: Eukaryota; Metazoa; Chordata; Mammalia; Monotremata; Tachyglossidae. The transcript is spliced from 3 exons. The record is from RefSeq and is a predicted model, not a curated record.
GGUCUUUUCUUUCAGGCUGCAGAAGAUGUCAAUGUCACUUUUGAAGAUCAACAGAAGAUUAAUAAAUUUGCUAGAAAUACCAGUAGAAUCACAGAGCUGAAAGAAGAAAUAGAAGUGAAAAAGAAACAACUGCAGAACUUGGAGGAUGCUUGUGAUGACAUCAUGAUGCUGGAUGAUGAUUCUUUAAUGAUCCCUUAUCAAAUUGGUGAUGUUUUCAUUAGCCAUUCCCAAGAUGAAACCCAAGAAAUGUUGGAAGAUGCAAAGAAAAAUUUACAAGACGAGAUUGAAGCAUUAGAAUCAAGAGUAACAUCUAUCCAGCGAGUGUUAGCUGACUUGAAAGUUCAGUUGUAUGCCAAAUUUGGGAGCAACAUAAACCUUGAAGCAGAUGAUAGCUAAAUGUUGAAAAAUGCCGCUUUAUAUAAAUUUGUUAAAUACACUUGAAAAUUGAUAACUUUUCUUUAUAGGAUGUUGAAAGCAAUGUCACUUUUUUUAGAACUUUUCAAUCUUAUGUUUCUAAUUAAGGCAUGCUUAUUUGCAGAUGCAUACCAUUAUUUAUUAUUUUUUUAAAAGAACUGUGUUCCACUUUGUACUUGCAGAACAGUUACUGUAUAUCAAGGAUAUGGUCUUUGUUUUGUCUUUAUUAAAAUAAUCUAG